AUGUCUGCCACAGCCACCCAGCAAAUACCUGCCGUGCCUCCGCGCCCAGAAAGAUCAGCGGACACCCCAAAGGUGCCGCCACGCCCUAUCCACCGAGCCAUCGAGCGCUCUCUGUCACCAAGUAAAGACCGGUUCGCCCCGUCUCCGCUUAGCGAGACGUUGUCAAAGAGCCCCGGUGGCACUCUGCUCCUCCACAACAAUGGCUCCUCAAAGCUGUCCGAUUCCGUGGACCAUGGCAACUCCGUCGAGCUCCCUUCGCUCGGCCAGGAAGGUCUAGAAUACGCCGCUGUGGAGGAGUUGAGCACCUCCAAAUCACAGGCGGGCAGCAUUCAUGCAUCUUCUCCUGAACACACCAGGACUGUCGGGGACGACAUUAAGCUGCAUGCACCGAAGCCGUCACUCCCGGCUUCGAGCGCUAAAGCGCGCGUGGCCACAGUAACGCACACCAACAGUGAGAAAGCAGCCUCCUUCGGAAUUGGGCUUGCCAAUGGCGACGAUGCCACGCCCCAGCCGACGAAGAAGAAGGCAAGCACCGCCAGUCAAGAGUUUCCCUCGGAUGACGCCAUCGAGGAGGACGAACACGGCAUUCCUGAGAUUGGCCUCCAGGUUCCAAUGUACCCCAAUGCCGGCGACGUCCAGGCUCCCUCUCCGGCUCUGGCCGACGAGACGGGCGAGCUCCUGGCCAAGAAGAGUCAGUCCAAGCGCAGCUCUCGCAACUUUGUCGACCUGCCUCCUGGCAGCUACGGCCUGCAUGGCCACGGCGUCCUCCCGUCCGACAAGUUGGAGAAGGACUACUACAGCAAGCACCCCGAGCUGGCUCGGCUCGAGCGCACACCCCACCACUCGGACCGCGCAAAGGACUUUUCCAAGUCGAGUGAUGAGCUCAACAAGAUUGUGUACGAAACGGCCAGCCAUGGCAAUGGCGUUGGCGCCCAUGACUCAAACGGCACCCCUAGCGAACAGGUGGGCUGGCAAGCCAUUGAGGAGUCGAUUUCACGCCCCGCAUCGGUGGCACCCAAGGGCAAAUCCAGCAGCUUUGGCAGCCAGUCGUCUGUCACAGCAACCGUGCCGAAGUUGGCUGUUUCUGCAACUCCUGGAAUCUCCGUUUCCCAGGCGGUCGAAGAUCAACCCACCACCAUUCACGUCGACGAUUCAACCCGGCGUAAGAGUGUGAUGUUUACUGAAGACUACAUUGUCGACGGAGAACCUCAAGACGAAGCACCCAUUUUAGCUCCUGACGAGGUCGCUAAGGACCCGUCCGCCUACAACCACGAGCCUGCCGUCGAGCCUGCUUAUGAGCGUCGUUUGAGCUACGAGGGUUCGAGCAGCCGUUCAAGUAGUCGGGUAGCUAGUCGCUCGAACAGUCGUCCGAACAGUCGCCCGAACAGUCGUCCCUCGAGCAUCUACAAGAGCUCGCAUAUUCCGGAGGAGACAGAAGUCACAGCGGAGGAAGAAUACGAGCCGCUGUUUCCGAAAGACGACGAGAAGGUUGAGAAGCCCCGCUCGAUCUCGUCAAAGUCAGCCAACGGCGAGGAGGGCACAGGUCGGUUCCCUAGUCGGGAUAUUUGGGAAGACGCCCCGAGUAGCGCCCUGUACACCGCCGAAGUCUCAACACCGGAUGUUUUAGCCGAGACAGUCUCGGCAUCAAAUAUUUCGGCCCGUGACGGAGAGACUGCAGCACAAGCAUUCGCAAGACGUCAGGAGGAGCUUGCCGAAAACGAGUUACAAGGGGCAAACUCGUUUAUCGAAAACCGGAAACCCCAACCGCCAAGCACGUGGUCUCAGCAGUCGCAUCUAACCAAGGGAGUCAUGGCUGGUACUAGCUCACCUACCUCUGCUGCCAGCAGCAGCAGCAACCUCCGGCGUCCGGCUAUGGGACAGCGGUUUCCCAGCCGUGAUGUCUGGGAAGAUGCUCCCGAGAGCUUGCAGCUCGAGACCACUGUGUCUCGUCCUGAGGACGACGAUGCGUCCCCGGUCGAAGCGACGAAGCCGUUCGUUCCGCGGAGACCCACGAGGAAACUAACGGACCCGGAGAAGGCUCUACCGCUUGUUCCCAUUCGGCCGAAGCCGAUGGCGGCAACGGUAGAAGAGGCCGGCCACACAAAACCCACCGUUUCAGAGAAAGCCAAACCUUUGAUUCCAGUUCGUCCUGUGAAGCCGGCGCAGCGUCCCGCCACAGACAAGGGACCAGAACUGGCAGCCAAGCCUAAGCCGCCUGUUCCGGCUCGGCCUGCCGGUGGCAAGAUCGCACAACUGCAAGCGAGCUUCAUGUCAGAUCUGAACAAGAAGCUCAAGAUCGGACCGCAGGCGCCGAAGAAGGAGGACGCAGCUGCCCCGGCAGAGGAGGUCGCUGCAGAAGCCGUGAAAGCACCGCUUCUGGAUGCCCGCAAGGGUCGUGCCCGCGGUCCCCAGAGACGUGCACCACGGUCGAGCGCCAGUCCUGCUGCAGUGGUGGCAGCGACCGGUGCGACCACGGCUGCGGCUGCUUCUGUACCCGUAACGCUAAGCUUCUCGACGACAUUCACGCUGUUCAGCAUCGAUCCCGAAGCGGAUGUGCUUAGUGUAAAGGAUGGUGACGUCCCUGCCGUUGAGGCGCCUGCGAAGGUUGAGGAGUCGAAGGCGGAGCCAACAGAAGAGCCCAAUGAAGAGUCGAAGGAAGAGGCGGCAGAAGCAAAGGUCGAAGCGACAGAAGAGGCGAAUGUGGUUGAGGAGACAAAGCUGGACACCGAAGAGAAGACGGAAGAGAAGACUGAAGAGAAGACUGAAGAGACGGUCGAACAAGAGAGCGAGGAGGUGGCGUCAGCAGUCCCCGAGGCUGUAGGCGAGACGCUGGCCAAGGCUGAGCCCAAAGUGGAGGCUGCUGCUGAAACUGACGAAAUUGCAGGCGAGGCAGAAAAGACGGCUUCGGUCGAAGAAGCUGCAUGA
Messenger RNA from Grosmannia clavigera kw1407, 2925 nucleotides. RefSeq lists its product as uncharacterized. Lineage: Eukaryota; Fungi; Ascomycota; Sordariomycetes; Ophiostomatales; Ophiostomataceae. The record is from RefSeq and is a predicted model, not a curated record. The transcript has 2 exons. Bases 1 to 2925 code for a protein of 974 amino acids.